UCCAACACGGUCAGUAAACACAGUGGCGCCGCUCUGUGUGUCAUUGGUGUGUGUGCUGUGCUGUCCAGCAUGAGGGGAACAUGAGGAGGUGCCCUCUAACAUCACACCGCUGCUGCUGCUCUGCACUCAUAAGAGAACAUCACAAAAAGCGGAUUCUACAGAGGAGGUAGACACUCAAGGAAGGCUGUAGCUGUAGUUUCUGUCGUGUGAUCUGAGCAGGAAUGGUGGGCUAUGAUCCAAACUCCCCCGGCGCGGCUCUCACCCCGGAGGAAGCUGCUCUGGCCGGGUCAGCGGCGGGUAUGGUCACCCGUGCCCUCAUCAGCCCUCUGGAUGUCGUCAAAAUCAGGUUUCAGUUACAGAUCGAGCAGGUGUCCUGGAGGAGUCGUCAGGGGAAGUACUGGGGUUUAUGGCAGGCCACACGCUGUAUCAUGACUGAAGAAGGACUUCCUGCCUUCUGGAAAGGUCACAUUCCUGCCCAGCUGCUGUCUGUGUGUUAUGGGGCAGUUCAGUUUGCGAGUUUUGAAGCGUUAACAGAGCUGGUCCAUAAGAAGACGGUCUAUAACAGCCAGACCCCAGGAGUGCACUUCAUCUGCGGCGGUUUGGCCGCCUGCUGUGCCACCGUCGCCUGCCAGCCGCUGGACACCCUCCGCACACGCUUCGCUGCUCAGGGCGAACCCAAGAUCUAUCGUAACCUCAGACAUGCCGUGGCCUCAAUGUUCCGCACAGAGGGGCCCUUCGCCUUCUACAGGGGCCUCACACCCACCCUAGUGGCCGUGUUUCCAUAUGCAGGCUUGCAGUUUUUCUUUUAUAAUAUCCUAAAGAAUCUUCUGGAGCCCCAAGACACCAAAUCUAAAGGGGGUUUAAACAGUCUGAUCAGCGGUAGUUGUGCUGGAGUCAUCAGUAAAACAAUGACGUAUCCGUUUGACCUGAUUAAAAAGAGACUUCAAGUGGCUGGAUUUGAAGAGGCCAGGAUGAAGUUCGGACAGGUGCGGACGUAUCAUGGAUUUGUGGACUGUGUGCUGAGGAUCGGCAGAGAGGAAAGCCUCCGGGGUUUCUUUAAGGGGCUCUCCCCGAGUCUCCUGAAGGCUGCUAUGUCCACAGGCUUCACCUUCUUCUGGUACGAGUUCUUCAUCAAUACCAUUGUCAGCCUCAAGAGCAGCUAGUGAGAGAAACCUUACAGAUGUGGAGAUCAGCGUGGGUUUUAAGGUUCAAGAGCUGUUUUACUUCGCCAGAAAGAUAUUUUAACCUCUGGUUCGCUCUGCUGAAGCCUUGAACUGAACAGUCAGCUGAAAUGUCUGUGUUUAUGUGUAACCGUGAGCUCUACCUCUCUUGUGUCUCUCGACUGGAGACUUGAAAACCAUUGUUACACAUUUUAAGUUUUUAAGUUUUGUCAUAAUGACUGCAUGUUUUGGUUUACACUCUGAAUUAGGAUUUAUUUUUUAUACAUAACACUGGAAAUCAGAAUGCUUAACUUAUAGUUUUGGCAGUUUUGUAUUUCAAAAACAUUUAAACUAUAUACUCGAUAUAUUGCAUGAAAUAUUCAGUCAUCUGGUUUCUACAAAUAAAUUCAUUUCAGGUCUUAUGGGUUUGUUAGGUUGUUUUUUUAUUUAUAUUUUACUUAUUUUAUGUCAUGGUUAAGGCUUUUAAAUGGUGAAUGGUCAAAUAUUUUAUGAAUUACAUUUUUAAAAAUGGUAUGUUCCGUAUUUACGGACAGAUAAAGUUAGUUUGGAACAGUUUGAACCUCCAUGUAUCCUGUUACUCUGGCUUUAUUUCUGCCCAUAUUUAUGUAUUUAUUUUAUUGUACUUUCUCACUAACAUUAGCAAAAACAAACUCUUCAUAAGAUCAUAGUGCUUUUACUUUUACACCUGUGUAGUUACAAAAACUAUGGAAGCCUGUUUCCGCCACUGAAUAAAAAAGAAAACUAGGUAA
This is a messenger RNA of Carassius carassius (crucian carp), 1930 nucleotides long. It is a transcript of the gene slc25a19, whose product is annotated as solute carrier family 25 member 19. The transcript has 8 exons. Gene Ontology annotation, cellular component: mitochondrial inner membrane. Bases 222 to 1163 code for a protein of 313 amino acids. Gene Ontology annotation, biological process: thiamine pyrophosphate transmembrane transport. The record is from RefSeq and is a predicted model, not a curated record. Lineage: Eukaryota; Metazoa; Chordata; Actinopteri; Cypriniformes; Cyprinidae. Gene Ontology annotation, molecular function: thiamine transmembrane transporter activity.